Culex quinquefasciatus (southern house mosquito) is the source of this 844-nucleotide messenger RNA. Its product is annotated as homeodomain-interacting protein kinase 2-like. The record is from RefSeq and is a predicted model, not a curated record. The transcript is spliced from 2 exons. Lineage: Eukaryota; Metazoa; Arthropoda; Insecta; Diptera; Culicidae. The coding region runs from base 344 to 844 and encodes 166 amino acids.
GUUCAACGGCAUGGUUUAAUUUCUUAAACGUACCCAAUGCAACCAGGUCCCUGAACAUCAUUGGAUAAAAAAAUCUUAUUCGGACAGGACUCGUGAAUAAACCGGCCAAGCAGGAAGAGCCGGAAAAGGACACCUUCGUGCUAAAGAGUCUGCUGUCAAAUCCAAGGAUGAAAGGCCACGACAGGCGAGUCUGCCCCUUCGUCAGAACCUGAUUCCGUUGAAGACACGGAUGCAAUAUCAGAAGCAGCUGGCCGGCUCCAACACAAACCGAACCGCAGGUUUGCGAAGCAAUUGAAGUUGACAAAGAGAAGCCAGAUCAAAUGUAACGAAGCCACCAACAUAAAUGUUUUGGAUCUGCGAGUGUACCGUCAACUGCCUUUCCGACAUCGCGCAGAUCCCAACGGACAUCGAGUGUGUCCAGCUCCUGGCGGAGAAGACGGACCUGCGGGAGUUUAUUGACCUGUUGAAACGGUGCUUACGAUCGAACAAGAGCAACGGCGAAGCAAUGAACUGUCCGUUUACGACACUUGCGCAUCUGGUGAACUACGCGCACCGUAACAACGUGAAUGCAUCGGUGGAGGUGAUGGAGGUUUGCUGCCGAAUGGACUCGAUGAUUCAUACGAACGCUCGCCACCCUGAUCACGAACUUUUCCCGAAAGCCAUCGAGAACAUAACCUACACGUUCGACUACCAGGUGUAUCCAAUCAUCCGUGAGCGUGGCUCAAUCCACGAUAACCACAUCAGUACAGUGAUGGCCGUCCGGAAGCCUUUCAGCAUUAGGUUGUGUCGAGCAAACUUUUCGCGCCUGGCUACCAAAUCAUAUCCUGCCCGACCAAGCACGUAG